Striga hermonthica is the source of this 2184-nucleotide messenger RNA. NCBI's taxonomy places the organism in Eukaryota, Viridiplantae, Streptophyta, Magnoliopsida, Lamiales, Orobanchaceae. The record is from the annotation of a GenBank genome assembly.
AUGACCUUCCACCGUGAGAAGUUUGUGAGGUUUCAAGAUUGGAGGUCGGAAAAAAGUUUUAAUGAUCAAUCUCCGUCAAGCGGUGGACUGCAACUAUCCAGGCUGAAGGCGACAGUAUACUCGGUUUCGGACAAAUUUCAUCGAGGAUUAGAUUCUGGGUCGGAAAGGAUCAAGAGGUUCACUGGCUCCUUAAGAUUCCUGUCUCGAGGAAAGUCCAAGUCUCUGGCGGAUGACGAGGGGUCCGAGACGAAAAUUCUUGAUCCUCAGGGACCCUUUUUGCAAAAAUGGAACAAAAUUUUCGUGCUGUCGUGCAUGAUUGCUGUCUCUUUGGAUCCCUUGUUCUUUUACAUCCCCAUCAUUAACGAUGGGAAGAAGUGCCUCGAUUUGGACAAGAAGUUGGAAAUUGCCGCUAGUGUGUUGAGAUCAAUUACGGAUAUAUUCUAUCUCAUACAUAUUAUUUUCCAGUUCCGGACGGGGUUCAUUGCACCUUCUUCGCGUGUGUUUGGGAGAGGCGUCCUUGUUCAGGAUUCAUGGGCUAUUGCAAAGAGAUAUUUGUCGUCUUAUUUUAUAAUCGACAUUCUUGCAGUUCUUCCUCUUCCACAGACUGUGAUUCUCAUCAUCAUACCCAAGUUGAAAGGCGCAAGGUCUUUGAACACGAAGAAUCUGUUAAAAUUUGCGGUGAUCAUUCAGUAUAUACCGAGGGUUCUACGAGUCUAUCCUUUAUAUAGGGAAGUCACAAGAACUUCCGGCAUACUCACUGAAACAGCAUGGGCAGGGGCUGCGUUCAAUCUUUUCCUCUACAUGCUUGCCAGCCAUGUGCUUGGAGCCUUUUGGUAUUUGUUCUCGAUAGAACGUGAGACGAUCUGUUGGGAGAGAGCUUGUGGGAACCAAACUGCGUGUAAAGAGGCCUCUUUUUAUUGCCACGGGGACCACACGAGAUUCGUACAGAUUUUGAACAACUCAUGCCCUAUCCAAAAUGAAAAUGCUACGCUUUUCGACUUUGGGAUAUUCCUCGAGGCCCUUCAAUCUGGUAUUGUUGAAUCGGAAGAUUUCCCCCAGAAAUUCUUCUAUUGUUUCUGGUGGGGCCUACAGAAUUUGAGUUCCCUCGGCCAGAACCUUAAAACAAGUACCUACGUUUGGGAAAUUUGUUUUGCGGUUUUCAUAUCAAUCGCGGGCUUGGUGUUGUUUUCGUUUCUGAUUGGAAAUAUGCAAACAUACCUGCAGUCCACAACACUGAGACUCGAAGAGAUGAGGGUCAAAAAAAGAGACGCCGAGCAAUGGAUGUCCCACCGCCUUCUUCCCGACAGCUUGAGGGAGCGUAUAAGAAGGUACGAGCAGUACAAAUGGCAGGAAACUCGAGGCGUCGACGAAGAGAACCUUAUCCGCAAUCUUCCAAAGGAUCUUAGACGAGACAUAAAACGACAUCUAUGUUUAGCUUUACUCAAGAGAGUGCCGAUGUUUGAGAAGAUGGACGAGCAGCUGCUGGACGCGCUUUGCGACCGGUUAAGGCCCGUUUUGUACACAGAAGGCAGCUACAUCGUGCGAGAGGGCGACCCGGUUGAUGAGAUGCUUUUCGUGAUGCGUGGCCGUUUGCUUACAGUGACCACAAACGGUGGCCGAACGGGCUUCUUCAACUCUGACCAUCUCAGGCCCGGCGACUUUUGCGGGGAGGAGCUCUUGACAUGGGCCCUCGACCCAAACUCCUCCUCCAACCUCCCGACAUCAACCCGAACGGUACAGGCCCUUUCAGAGGUCGAGGCCUUUGCCCUGAUGGCCCACGACCUGAAGUUCGUGGCCUCACAGUUCCGGAGGCUCCACAGCAAGCAGCUCCGGCACACGUUCCGAUUCUACUCGCAGCAGUGGCGGACUUGGGCGGCGUGCUUCAUACAGGCGGCGUGGCGGAGGUACUGGCGGCGGAAGGCGGAGGAGGCAUUGCUGAGGGAGGAGGAAGGGCGGCUGAGGGAUGCGCUGGCGAGGGACGGGUCGACGGGAGGGGGUCCGCCGACGAGCCUUGGGGCGGCGAUCUACGCAUCGAGGUUUGCGGCGAAUGCGCUUAGGGGGCUGAGGAGGAGUCGAGGAGGUGGUGGAGCCCGGAAGGUGAGGGCGGCGGUGGGGCAGGAGAGGAUGCCGCCAAUGCUGCUGCAGAAGCCGGCUGAGCCGGAUUUCACGGCAGAGGAUAAGUGA